This is a messenger RNA of Arabidopsis thaliana (thale cress), 675 nucleotides long. Its product is annotated as myb-like protein Q. NCBI's taxonomy places the organism in Eukaryota, Viridiplantae, Streptophyta, Magnoliopsida, Brassicales, Brassicaceae. The record is from RefSeq and is marked reviewed. Bases 1 to 606 code for a protein of 201 amino acids. The transcript is spliced from 2 exons.
AUGGACCAGGAAACUAAACCAGGCUAUGAACCGGAUCGGAUUCCACAUUCGGUUUUUGCAACCUCGGUAACUCCAAAACAAGAAUGGAGUAUCCAAUCGAACGAGUCUUUGUUCAGUAUUCACAUGGGAGACCAUAGUUUCUCCAAGAUGUAUAAAUCUGGAGAACUCACCAAUUUCGAAUAUACUGCUUCGCCCUAUAUUAGCUACUAUAACAAUAACAUUGAUAACAAAAUUGCUCCGACUGACGCUGGAACCAAAGAAGUCAAUAUAACCAUGGUGGAAACCGGACCAAAAACCGGUAAUCGAGAUGGCUUAACCAAUGUUCCUAAACCGGAUCCACGACAACAGAUUCCUAUUUCUCCAACCAAGUCUUGUCACUCCGAAACAAGUAAUAACAGUACAACUUCUUUCGCAUUUCCCACAUUAGGAGAGUACCAACAAGAGCGAAAGACAUCACUAAACACGAAGAGUGAAAGUGGAAAAAGAGAACUAUCAAGACUUGACUCGAAGACCGGAUUGUACCCGGAUGAUUCGAAACAGGGCGGUGCUGGUGCUGGUGCUGGUGGUUGGCUUUCUUGUUGUCUCUGUUUUUCGGUGAAAAAUUGAGGUUAUUACUCUUUGUCAUGUCAAUUAUUUAGGUCAUAGCUGUCCAAGAGACGCGAGACAUUAGACAAG